Chroicocephalus ridibundus (black-headed gull) is the source of this 640-nucleotide messenger RNA. Its product is annotated as avidin-like. The record is from RefSeq and is a predicted model, not a curated record. Bases 58 to 564 code for a protein of 168 amino acids. The transcript has 4 exons. NCBI's taxonomy places the organism in Eukaryota, Metazoa, Chordata, Aves, Charadriiformes, Laridae. Gene Ontology annotation, molecular function: biotin binding.
GGCUUGGGGUGUGGGGCUGGGAGGGAGCCGUGCCGGGCACUUCUCAUCCCCACAGCCAUGGGAAGCAGCACUUUCACCCUGGUCCUUGCCCUGGCCCUGGUGGCGUGUGUCACCCCUGCGGAGAGGAAGUGCCAGCUCAGUGGGCUGUGGAAGAACGAGCAGGACUCGCUGAUGGAGAUUUCAGCAGUGAGGGACGACGGGGUCUUCCAGGGGAAAUACCUCACGCAGGUCACCCUCGCCGGCGUCUGCGCCCGCGCCUCCCCCCUGACGGGCGCCCAGCAGCAGCCUGGCGAGGGGGGCUGGCCCACCUUUGCCUUCACCGUGCGCUGGGAUAAGUUUUCCAAUGCCACUGCCGCCUUCGCGGGGCAGUGCUUCGUGGACACAGGCGGGAAGGAGACGCUGACCACCAUGUGGCUGCUGCGCGAAGCCGUCGGGUCCCUGGAGGAGGACUGGAAAGCCACAAGGGUGGGCAGAAACGUCUUCAUACGCAAACGCACCCCAAAAGGAAAGAUCCUGCCCAGCUUGUCCCCAUCCUGUGAGGACGCAGCUUCAUCUGCCCCAUGAUGGCGUCCUCCGGCUGCAGCAUGGACCCCCAGGGCAAACAAAACCAGCUUCUCACAUAAAAAAAAAUAAAAGUAUU